Molecule: messenger RNA, 2252 nt
Organism: Fomitiporia mediterranea MF3/22
Lineage: Eukaryota; Fungi; Basidiomycota; Agaricomycetes; Hymenochaetales; Hymenochaetaceae
Exons: 12
Coding region: 614-1807 (397 amino acids)
Source: RefSeq, a predicted model, not a curated record
CCCCCAUCAUGAUUGAUACCGGCGUCGUCCUCGACGACGCCGGGUUCGCUCUGCUGUCCACUCAUGCACACAGCGAGAACGGCGUCGGGCUCUGGGUGCGGGACAACUUCCUCUCUGACGUACUUACAAACAUAUUUUUCGUUAAAUACUAUGUUAUUGCAUCAAUAACGCUUCUGUAUUUUGAUCAUGUGAUCACAUUUCCACUCGAGGUCCAAAGAGUCUGGUGUACGCGCUUCACUGGCGCAUCGUUUCUCUUUCUUUUGAAUCGAUAUGUCCCCUUCUUCGGGUAUAUACCCGUGGUAUUGGGCUUGUUCGAUCCUCCAUGGAAUAUUGCAUAAGCUUGACAUUAGAGCAACAGUACCAGCGAUUAAUCUGACCAUGCGGCUUAAGAUGCAAGAAAUUUGCUCCAUUUAUCGGUGCCUUGGGCCUGAUCAGCAACCUCAUUGCAGCGAUUAUACUAAUUCUGCGAACUUAUGCGCUGUAUGGAAGGACAUUGUGGGUUUUGAUCGUCACUGGUCUAUUCGGCGCAGCUUCCGUGGCAGUAGGUGGAUGGUCAACCAGUUCUGUGGAGGGUGAACUAUUAAAUUUCAGGCCAAUAGUUGUCUGUGUCCCCAUGUUAUUUCACGAAUUUGGCUUGAGAUUUACCUGGAUUAUGACGUUCAUCUUUGAUAUUGUUGUUUUUGGCCUUACUAUAGCGCGCACAUAUCAAUAUGCGAAGGCCCAUUCAAGGAUGCGCAUGCACUCAGAUUUAACUUUUCUUCUCAUGCGGGAUGGAAGCAUAUACUUUCUUGUCAUGUCUAUUGUCAAUGCCGCGAAUUAUAUUUUGUCAAUAAGGAUCCGAAAUUCGUUCUUUGCGUCUGCUACUGGCACCAACUCCAUUCUUGCUAAUGUAAUCUCUGUGACAAUGAUCUCUCGCUUGCUACUCAACCUUCGCGAGGAAUCGGUUCAAUAUAACCGUCGCAGUGCAUCUCGAUCCCGCUCUUCGACGAUACCAACGCUGACAGACACAAAUCUCAUAUUCACUUCCCGUAUUAUUGGCAACCUUACUGCUGAUCUUGACUACGAAAGUGUUGGUAGCUUCCAUGCCCGUGAUGGAAGCGAGAACUAUUAUGGCUACAGUGGUGAAGAGUCAGAUGAGCUAUAUGAGCUGCAAUCGCGAAGUACACGCUCGGGGAUCACUUCACGAUCGAAAUAUAGCGGCCGUUCGAUGCUGAGCGAUCCUGGGUCAUCAUCUGGAACAGGAACGAUUGCUGGCUCGCCCUCCGGAUCGGGUUCUGGAGCAGACUCUGGCAUGAGUAGAAUUGACCGAACCAGGCAAUCAAAGCUCACGUGGGACCAAUCUGCGAACACUGCUUCAUCGUCUACAGCAGGGAGACACCGGAUGGACGGGCUUCUGAGCCCUACGACGGCAGUGGAGUCACAUCUAGGCCUCUUACCCUCUGGCGAGCGCAGUCCUCAGUUACUCUCCCCGCUGUCUCCUGCCACGUCACGAUCAAUAGCACCGGCACUCGAUCAGCCAACAACGCUAGUCUCUCCGCAUCCAACGUCCCCCAUAUCACCUGACCGUGCUCGAGAUCUUGCGUUCAUAACGAUGAGCAGAAGCGAAGACUGGGACGGGAAUGUAGAGCGGGGAUCAAGUGGGAACAGGGAACGAGCACGACAGCGAAUGCACUUUCAUUCGGCAGGUACCGAUGAGGCAAUUGAAAUGUCAAGUUUCAAGCGACAGACAAGACCAGAAGGCAGCUAUGAUCACGAUCUGUACCACGACCAUUAUCGACGAGCGCCUCAUUCGCUUCCCGAUACCUGAAAAAUGCCAUAAAAACAACUGCCUUUCAAGCUCCCCUAAAUGCCUGCUUUCCGCCAUCUCCGCCCGAAGGCAUAACGUACGCUCGGCGGCUGCCUGUACCUCGAUUGAAUAGAUUCGAUGACUGAACUCUGCCUGUUCUUCCGCUUUUGCAGAGUAAACUGCGCGAAGUUCCGAGCACACAUGUGCCUUUCCCUUCAUCCCCGUCCUCGGUCGCUUCUGCUCUCCUUCUUGCCGCAACUUUGUAUUAUAAGCAAUUGAGUCGUUUCAAUCCAUCUUGUCCUGGACUUGGAAGUGUAGAUUUCUUGGGAUACGACUAUUUACGAAGCUUCAUUUUGCAUGGGCCCUUUCUUGCUAGCAUGAUUAAUUUGUUUUUCCAAUUCUUCGGGACUUGGAUUCGGAUGUAAUAUGGUACUAAAAAUCCUAUUAUGCCGCAAGCGCGAUGAAC